AUGUUAAAUGGUCGUGAGUUUAUGGUCAAUAAAGAAGAUAAAUCCAUAUUAUUUUGUAAUGGUAUGUUAUUAUACUGAUAAUUAUAACAAAAAUUGAUUCUUGAUCCUGGCAUGAUUUCAAGCUUUUUUUUUUUUAUUGAUUAAAUACCUGUUGAAUUAUUUUAUUUUCAUUCAAAAUGAGUUUAUUGAAUAUUUUUUAUAUUUAAAGAAGUAUUGGGCUUGGAUGAUACAUUGUAUAUGACAAAUAAACCGCUAAUGAAGGAUAGAAUAAACAAUUAUCCUGGUACAUCUGGUACUAGUAAACACAUGGACCUCUUUAGAUUCUACAAAACUGUUAAGAACAAAAGAAAAACAUAA
Messenger RNA from Cinara cedri, 357 nucleotides. The record is from the annotation of a GenBank genome assembly. Lineage: Eukaryota; Metazoa; Arthropoda; Insecta; Hemiptera; Aphididae.